Messenger RNA from Colletotrichum karsti, 948 nucleotides. RefSeq lists its product as uncharacterized. The transcript has 2 exons. Gene Ontology annotation, biological process: protein insertion into mitochondrial inner membrane from matrix. The record is from RefSeq and is a predicted model, not a curated record. NCBI's taxonomy places the organism in Eukaryota, Fungi, Ascomycota, Sordariomycetes, Glomerellales, Glomerellaceae. Gene Ontology annotation, cellular component: mitochondrial inner membrane; mitochondrion. The coding region runs from base 1 to 948 and encodes 315 amino acids.
AUGUACGGCUCCGCGAGGCCGCUGCUCGGCCUGGGCAGAUCGGCAGCCAUGCGCCCUCAGAGAAUCGCCUUCCCGACGACGGCCAGGAGGAUACCAAUCGCCGCGGCCUCGGCGAGAGGAUACGCCUCCAAGGCUCACUCCUCGGACAUGCGCCUUAACCAGCGCUUGCAGAAGGAAAUGGCGCUCAAGGGCGACAAGGGAUACUCGGCCAAGCAUAUGGAGGCCGCGCAGCUGGAGCACAUGAAGACCGUCAUGCUUCCGGGCACCUUCGUCCACCUCCCCCUCUCCCAGCUCGACAAGUCCCCCGGCCCCCUCUUCAACUACCUCUUCGCCCGCUUCAAACAGCACCUCAAAGACCUCGCGGCCAUCGUCGGCCUCAAGUUCCAGUCCAUGCCCAAGAUCUGGCAACGCCCCAGGAUCAAUAUCCACCGCACCCAGGUCGUGCCGACCGCGAAAGCCCUGCACCACCGCCUCGCCCAGGCCCUCGCCGCCGGCGACAAGGACACCCUCCGCGAGAUCUGCGUCCCGCGCCUCUACGACGCCCUCAGCGCCGUCAUCUCCCGCCGCAGCUCCAACGAGAAGGUCACCUGGGAGCUCGUCCAGUACGACGGCAGGCCGCGGCUCGUCAGCCACCGCCUCGCGCCCCUGCCGCCCCAGGGCCAGUCGCCCAUCCUGCAGCAGGCCGUCGUCGCCAUCAGCAGCACACAGAAGCUCGGCAAGGUCGAGGCCAGGACGGGGAAGCUCAUCGAGGGCAACACGAAGCUGCAGAAGCCGACCGAGUACUUUGUCAUCAUGCGCCAUCUCGACCCCAAGACGUACGAGCCCACCAAGUGGCGGGUCUGGGGUAGCACGCAGCCGACCACGGCCGAGGGCUGGGUGGUGGAGGAGAAGAGCGUGAAGCAGAUGGAGCAGCAGGACUUUGCCAGGAGGAGAGGACACAAGAUGUAA